This is a messenger RNA of Nelumbo nucifera (sacred lotus), 1546 nucleotides long. Its product is annotated as basic helix-loop-helix (bHLH) DNA-binding superfamily protein. Gene Ontology annotation, biological process: regulation of transcription by RNA polymerase II. Gene Ontology annotation, molecular function: protein dimerization activity; DNA-binding transcription factor activity, RNA polymerase II-specific; RNA polymerase II cis-regulatory region sequence-specific DNA binding. Lineage: Eukaryota; Viridiplantae; Streptophyta; Magnoliopsida; Proteales; Nelumbonaceae. Gene Ontology annotation, cellular component: nucleus. The record is from RefSeq and is a predicted model, not a curated record.
AGCAUCAUAACUUCACACCCACCAUAACCCCCUAAAAAUGCACUUCCCUUUCCAUUUUCCACAUCUCUCCUCCACUUCUUCCACCUCCCAGCCUUUCUCCUGACUCUUCCUAUUCCUCUGCUGCUGCUGCUGUUGCUUCAUUCAUCUGUUCCAUCUCCUCUGCUUAUCUCUCUCCCUCCUCCACCCAUGUUCCCCUCUCCGAAUAGGCCUCUAGGUCCCCCUAGCAAUCUGACCCGCUACGGCUCAGCUCCCGGCUCCCUCAUCACCAGCGUCGUCAAUUCUGUCGUCGGCGGGUCCGAGCAAGAAUUCUCCGCUGCCGUCGGAUCCGAGACUCUCAUGGGUCGUUACUUCUCCGGCGAUUCUUCCUCUCUUACAACCGAGUCCAGCUGCAAAGCCAACAACGUCGCCUCUGAGACCAAGGAUGCUGCCUAUCGGAGUGAACGUGCUGCCACCAGCUCCGGUCUUGAGAGAUCUUAUGGUUUGAACGAGAUUGCCGUCGGGGACUUGGCAGCCGUUAGUAAUUUGAGAGCCAGUGGAUCUUCGCCGUUGAUUCGCCAUAGCAGCUCUCCCGCCGGGUUCCUCAAUCAUCUGAUGGCGGACAAUGGUUUUUCUAUUUCAAGAGGAAUUGGAAGCUAUAGCUCUCAGUCAGGCACUAAUAGCAGCCAUGGGAUGGCAAAUGGAAGGCUGAAGUCUCAAUUGAGCUUUACAAGACAAGAUUCUCUUUCUCAAAUCUCAGAGGUUGGUGAAAGUGUUGUGGGAGGCUGUAGCUCGGAUGAUGGUACUGGAAAGGUUGGACACUCUUAUGGUUCUGGUACCUUCACAAUGGGAUCAUGGGAUGAUACCAAUUCGAUCGUUUUUUCUUCUUCAAGCAAACGAGCCAAAACUAUCAAUGGUGACAUUGUCACCAGUAUCAGUGGCAUAGACCCUCAGUUUAGCUUACCCAGGAAUAUAGAAAUGGCCACUGUAGAGAAACUGUUACAGCUUCAACAAGACUCUGUUCCUUGCAAAAUCCGUGCUAAGCGUGGUUGUGCCACUCACCCAAGAAGCAUUGCUGAGAGGGAGAGGAGGACUAGGAUAAGUGAAAAGCUGAAGAAAUUGCAAGAACUUGUUCCUAACAUGGACAAGCAAACAAAUACUGCGGAUAUGUUGGAUUUGGCAGUGCAACAUAUUAAAGGCCUACAAAAUCAAGUCCAGAAACUCAAUAAAGAUCUUGAAAAUUGCAAUUGUGGAUGCAAGAAAUCAACAUAAUUUUUUUUGGAUAUUAGGAAGAUUGAAAAAUUCUGUCAGAUCUAAAGAUUACAUGGAAGAGGUUAGAUGAAGAGGUGUUCAACAAGGUAGGGGACCUGAGCAUGACUAAUUCCUUAACCUUACCAAGUAAAAAAUGGAGUUCUCUGUUUGUAUAUAAAGAAGCAUCGUUUUUUACUUUGGGAUUUGAAGGACAGAUGUUGCAAUUUCUUUCCGCUUUUCAAUGGGAAGCAUGUAAGAGAGAUUUAUUGUUCCUCUUUCUCAUUUUCUUCUUUCUUUCUAAUGAGUUUACUCUUAAUUA